CUUACGGAAGUGAUUCGCGGAAUGAUGAGCGCUGACGGACUUCUCUAUCAAUAAUGCACAGCGGUGCCGUGUCGCACAUGCGCACUUCUUCCACAGUUCUGCACAGGUGCGCGCUUACACCUGUCAGCGGUGCACAGACUGCGUCUCAUCAGAGUGACAGACGAGAUUCAACGUAAAAAGGUGACUAAUUGAUUCAUUCAUGGAGCUAAUUGGAUCCACUCAGAUGGCCACUUACACUCGGCCAAAAACAAGCCAUUUCUUACCGGCCAUAUCCACCACAGCAUCCAGUUACAGGAGCCACCAACCAGCCUUAACCAUGAACCAGAAUUCAAACAUGCCCUGGAGGACUAAUUCGUACUUCAGAAGUGGCAGCGCUAUCCCGAGUGUAUCAGCCCUUCAAAGAGAAAACCUAGACUUGGUCCGGGCCAAGACCAUGUUUUACCCUUCUAACAGGACAGCUCUCAGUACACGCUACAUGCCAGAAGACUGGUUCAAGUCCAACCACAGUAACUACAGGGAGUCAGAGUCGUCCCGGAACAGUGCCGAAAGGCUUCGUAGGGACACUAUCCGAAUGAUCCAGGAUAAGGACCAGAUGACCCGCAGGACCCAGGACACCACCAGCAAGAACCUCGGAGAAAGACUAAACGACAUCAGCUUCUGGAGAUCAGAGCUCAAUCAUGAGAUAGACAACAUGGUGACAGAAAUAUCAGCGCUGACUGAUGUGAAAAGAAGACUGGAAAGAGCACUCGCUGAGACUGAAGGGCCACUCCAGGUUUCUCAGGAAUGUUUGUUCCACAGAGAGAAGAGGAUGUCCAUUGAUCUGGUUCAUGAUGAUGUAGAGAAAGAUUUAAUAAAGGAAGUGGAAGUGAUUAAGUCAUGUCAGGAGAGAAUGAGGCGCCAUUUAGACCGAGCUAUUGCUCAACUAGCGUCAAAUCGUGCAUCACAACAUGAGUUGGAGAGGGAUUUGAGUGACAAGGUCACAGCACAGAGAAUCGAUGAUAGGUGUCACCAUCUCAGGAACACCUCUGAUGGAAUCAGCUACUACAGAGGGAUUGAUCGCAUGGACCCAUCUAUCAGUCUCCCAGACUCCUGGUCGAAGUUCACUGACGACAACAUCCUGCAUUCUCAGAGUGAACGCGCUGCCUCUCACAAACUCCGUGAUGAGAUUGAGAUCCUGCUCAAUGCCACUUCAAACGAGAUGUGGAACCAGUUUAAUUCUGUAAACGUGUCCUUUACCAACCGCGUCUCUGAGAUGGCAGAUGCCAAGAACAAUCUCCAAACCCACCUGGCUAAGACCCUUCAGGAAAUCUUCCAAACCGAGAUGCUGAUUGAAGCUUUAAAAAAGGCAAUCCGAGACAAAGAGAACCCACUUAAAGUGGCCCAGACCCGGCUGGAAGAGAGGUCUCGCAGACCCAAUGUAGAACUCUGCAGAGACAAUCCUUAUCACAGGCUGGUUACAGAGGUAAGGGAGAUUGAAGACACCAUUCAUAAACUGAGAGAGAGACUGAUGGAGGCCGAGAACACUCUACAGACCCUGGUGAAGACCAAAGUUGCUCUAGAGCAUGACCUGUCAAUCAAAGCCAACUCUCUGUUCCUGGAUCAGGAGAAAUGCAUGGGCAUGAGGAAGAGCUUUCCCAGCACUCCUCGCCUAGUUGGAUACACCUAGAUCUUCCAGAAUCUUCUACAGACGUUGAUUACCCAUUAACCUAAAUCCAAAAUUAACACCUCACUUUUAUUGUUUCAGUAAGUUAAGCACACUGUGAUGAUUAGAAUUUGACUAUCCUGAUAAAAAAAUCUAUCUAGUAAAUCCUGUAAAGGGAACCUCAAUCGAACCUCAAAUUUUUGUAGUAUUCCUAAGAAAAGACUAAAGAGUUUGAAGAGUUAAAAUACAGAGUUUAUCAGUGAUCUUAAGAGCUCCAGACAUCUGUUGACCUUAAAUUGUAAACAGGUUUGUUUUUUGCUCAGGUGUGACAUGAUUCUGACAGUUUGCAGACAGUGGACAGAACACCUUUCCUUUGUUUGUUUAGUUCAGAGGUCCACUUGAGGGCUGUCACUGAUAAAGUGAUGUUCACUCCACACUUCCCUGAGUACAGCAAAGCACAGUGGAGCUGUAGUUCUCAUGUUCUUCUGAAGUACAAACACACACUUAGGAAACAGAUGCCACCGGCUACGAGACUCAUGGUUAAGUAUACACACAGCAUCUGGGUUUAUUGAUUCAAAGGGGAAAAGUGUUUGCUACUAUAAACGGCACACUGGUGUUCUGCUCAAACAUACAUUUCAAAUUCUUUACAUAAAUCAAAGUCUGCUGCAGGCUGAAUGCUUAACAGUACACAUGCUUGCAGGGUUGCUUAAGAUGCACUUGAGAUUAGGUGCAUCAGUAAGAAGAAUGAGAUGUGUGCUUUUUGACAGAAUGCUUAUGCAAAUAUACACACAUAGAUGAGAUAGCUUGCUCUUUCAUAUUUCAGAAGAAAUAAGUAAGACUUAUUUUGCCUAAGAUUCUAUAGGAAAUAUAAGAACUUAUAAGAAAAAUAAGCUCUUAUGAGAUUGCUCUAAUACAGAAAAAGCAGAUAUGUGAUGCUGGACAACAAAACCAUAAGGGUCAGCUUAUAGAUCAUUUGAAAGAUGCUUUUGAUGUUAGGAAAAAACAAUAUUUGGCUGAGAUGCAACUAUUUGAAAAUCUUCAAUCUGAGGUUGCAAAAUAAAAUCUAAUAAAAGAAAUAUAUUCAAAUUUGUUCCAAUAUUGUCCUUAGCAAUGCAUAUUACAUACUAAUCAAAAAUUACAUAUGAUAUAUUUAUGGUUAAAUAUAUCAUAUGUAUGCUUUUCUUUACAACAAGACUUACUUAGUAGUAUUCAUACAAAUAUGUUUUGCACUAAUUUCCCCCUAUGUUCAUAUGUAUUUGUUUGUUUGUUUAUACUGUCAAAUAUGUCAACAGUUCAAAAUAUGAUCAUAAAGCAGUUUAUGCUGUACCAU
This is a messenger RNA of Puntigrus tetrazona (Sumatra barb), 2972 nucleotides long. It is a transcript of the gene tekt3, whose product is annotated as tektin 3. Gene Ontology annotation, cellular component: nucleus; microtubule cytoskeleton; sperm flagellum. Gene Ontology annotation, biological process: cilium movement involved in cell motility; cilium assembly. The transcript has 8 exons. Bases 200 to 1666 code for a protein of 488 amino acids. The record is from RefSeq and is a predicted model, not a curated record. Lineage: Eukaryota; Metazoa; Chordata; Actinopteri; Cypriniformes; Cyprinidae.